This is a messenger RNA of Sinocyclocheilus rhinocerous, 2492 nucleotides long. It is a transcript of the gene syngap1a, whose product is annotated as synaptic Ras GTPase activating protein 1a. The record is from RefSeq and is a predicted model, not a curated record. Gene Ontology annotation, biological process: negative regulation of Ras protein signal transduction; regulation of GTPase activity. Bases 89 to 2485 code for a protein of 798 amino acids. The transcript has 14 exons. NCBI's taxonomy places the organism in Eukaryota, Metazoa, Chordata, Actinopteri, Cypriniformes, Cyprinidae.
AAGCGAAUAAUCAUCUCUCUGUGUGUGUUGUGUUUCAGAGCACGCUCGUGCUCGCAGGAAGAGCUUUGCCACGUCGCGGCAGAGAAGCAUGGAAGCUCCGCCCACUGCCCCUACACAGCCAUUCCGACAACCUAGUUUUCUAAGUCGCCGUCUGAAAGGAUCAAUUAAACGAGCAAAGAGCCAACCCAAACUCGACCGCACAGGAAGCUUUCGCCACAUGAUCCUCCCACGAUUCCGCAGCGCUGACCAGGAGAGGACACGUCUCAUGCAGAGCUUCAAGGAGUCUCACUCUCACGAGUCCCUGCUGUCUCCCAGCAGCGCGGCCGAGGCUCUGGACCUCACGCUGGACGAGGAUGCCGUCAUCAAACCCGUCCACUCCAGCAUCCUCGGCCAGGAGUACUGCUUCGAGGUGACGACUGCAUCGGGCACCAAGUGUUUCGCGUGCCGCUCUGCUGCUGAGAGGGACAAAUGGAUCGAGAAUCUGCAGCGAGCCAUCAAACCCAACAAGGAUAACAGCCGUCGUGUUGAUAAUGUGCUGAAGCUGUGGAUCAUCGAGGCCCGUGAUCUUCCUCCGAAGAAGCGCUAUUACUGCGAGCUGUGUCUGGACGACAUGCUGUACGCGCGAACCACCAGCAAACCGCGCACAGACACCGUGUUCUGGGGCGAACACUUCGAGUUCAACAACCUGCCGGCCAUCCGCAGCCUCAGACUGCACCUGUACAAGGAGACGGACAAGAAGAGACGCAAGGUCUGCUCAUACAUGAGUACCGCUGCGUGCUGUCAAAUCGAUGGCGUGGGCAGCGGGAAGAUCAUCAACGCCUCGCUGCGCCUCAAGUGCCGCUACCAGACCAUGAACAUCCUUCCCAUGGAGCUGUACAAGGAGUUCGCCGAGUACGUGACCAACAACUACCGGACUCUGUGCGGCGUCCUGGAGCCGCUGCUGAGCGCCAAGAGCAAGGAGGAGGUGGCCUGUGCGCUGGUGCAUAUCCUGCAGAGCACCGGCAAAGCCAAGGACUUCCUGUCUGAUAUGGCCAUGAGUGAGGUGGAUCGCUUCAUCAACCGCGAGCAUGUGAUCUUCAGAGAAAACACACUGGCCACCAAAGCCAUCGAGGAGUUCCUGAAGCUGAUCGCGCAUCGCUAUCUCAAAGACACCAUCGGAGAGUUCAUCCGCUCACACUGCGUGUUUCCUCGCGAGCUGAAAGAGGUGUUUGCGUCGUGGCGUGUGCGCUGUGCUGAGCGCGGCCGGGAGGACAUCGCUGACCAUCUCAUCAGCUCCUCUCUCUUCCUGCGCUUCCUGUGUCCCGCCAUCAUGUCCCCGUCUCUGUUCAGUCUGACGCAGGAGUAUCCAUCUGAACGCACCUCUCGAACCCUCACGCUCAUCGCCAAGGUGGUGCAGAGCCUGGCCAGCUUUUCCAAGUUCAGUGGGAAGGAGGACUAUCUGGGCUUCAUGAAUGAGUUCCUGGAGAUGGAGUGGGGCUCCAUGCAGCAGUUCCUGUACGAGAUCUCUAAUCUGGAGUGUGUGAGUAACGCCGGGGCGUUCGAGGGCUACAUCGACCUGGGCCGCGAGCUCUCCAUCCUGCACAGUCUGCUGUGGGAGGUCAUGGCGCAGCUGAGUAAGGACGCCAUCCUGAAGCUGGGGCCGCUGCCGCGGUUGCUGAACGACAUUAGCAUGGCGCUGAGGAACCCACAGCUGCACCGUCAGGCGAGUCACCAGCCGCCCGAACGCCACCUGACCCGGCCCACCUUCAGCCGCCUCGCCACCAACGACUUCCAGAGCCUCAUGAUGAGAGACCUCAACAGCUCUAUAGACAUCUCGCGUCUGCCGUCUCCCACGUCUGGUCUCUCCGGCAGCGGCGUUUUCUCUCACCCUGGAAUCGCUGCGUUCUCUGAGCGAGAUCUCCGUGGAAACAAAGAUGUCUUCUAUGUGACCCGCCCACCUCUCGCACGCUCAAGCCCCGCCUACUGCACGAGCAGCUCUGACAUCACCGAACCAGACCCCAAGGACUCUCGCAUCAACAGCGUGUCCAACCUGCACUCGGUGAACGACCUGCUGANNNCGUCCCAGGGGUCUCUCGCUGGGGCCCCUCUCAGGGCCGGAGGGCGUGUCUCGGGCGGCUCCAACGUGUCGGGCGGUUUGCGUCUGAUUCACUCGGGCGGCCUGGCCACGGACUCGCUGUCUCAGGCGGCUGCCAUGCAGGUGCCUCUGUCCUUCCAGAACCCUCUGUUCCACCUGGCGUCCGACGGGCCGCAGUACCACACCCCCCCGCCGCCGCUGCUGCUGCCGCCCGAGCCGGAGAACGGACACGUGCCGUCCUUCGCUCACAGCGGCUUCUCGCGCAGCGAGGAUCUGUCGGCCCUGCGCUCACAGAACAGCCUGGUGCAGCCCAACAUCGUGCACUCGCACAGCUACAGCGACGACUUCACACGCCACAACCAGGCCGACUACGCCCGCAGACAGCUCUCGCUGCAGGUGCAGGUGAUCUGACCCACUC